GGGGAGCGUGACGCUACGAGCCGCACGAUUGGCCAUCGGACGGUGACGAACGCUCGAAAACUGCGCGGCCUUUGCAGUUCGAACGACGACGAGCUUUGCUUCUUCGUCGUCGUCGUCGUCGUGCUCCGUGGGCAGGGAUCGCUCGUGUGCUUGAGCGAAGAGCCACUCUCUCUCGACUGGGAGGGUGUUGUGCUUCGCGGUUUGGUUUGCGGGGAGUGCAGUCGGCGAAUUGGAGGGGGUUUCGCGUUCGCUGCUGGGGAUGGCGAGUUCGGGAGGAGGAGGCGGGGCAGGAGGAGGGGGCGGUGGGGGAGGGGGAAAUGCGGGGGAUAAUCCCAUCAGGCGUUUCAGGUUGCAGCGUGAGAGUGAGCUGCGAAUUGAGGUCGGAUGGGAGGGGUCCUUGAAAGUGCAGCUUCUUUCUGGAUCUGCGGAGAUUUUCGGGACUGAGCUUCCUCCUGCUGUUUGGAUGACAUUUCCUCCGGCGCACAAAAUCGCGAUUUUCACUUGGAGCGGUGCUACUGUGGAGCUGGAUGGAGUUUCGGAGGUAGCCUACAUUGCGGACGAGACUCCUAUGGUAAGCUAUGUGAACGUCCAUGCUGUUUUGGACAAUCGUCGAAUCAAAGCACGUGAGGCCGGUACCAACUCUACCCCUCCGGCUGGUUCCCAACGAACCGAAAGUAAUGCUGCUCCUGGCCAGGGUCCAAGAGUCAUAGUGGUAGGACCAACAGAUUCGGGUAAAAGCAGUUUGACAAGGAUGUUACUUGGCUGGGCAGCAAGAAAAUCUUGGAAACCUACUUAUGUAGAACUUGACAUAGGACAAGGUUCCAUCACAAUCCCAGGCACAAUUGCUGCAACACCGAUAGAAAUGCCCGUUGAUCCUAUAGAGGGAGUACCCCUUGAAGUACCACUGGUGUAUUUCUACGGACACACAACACCCAGUGUAAAUACAGACUUGUAUCGAGCUUUGGUGAAGGAGCUUGCACGGACUUUGGAAUUGCAGUUUGCGGCCAAUGCGGACGCUCGAGCAGCCGGCAUGGUGAUAAACACCAUGGGCUGGGUCGAGGGUAUUGGUUAUGAGUUGCUUUUGCACGCUAUCAACACCUUCAAUGCUGAUGUUGUUCUCGUUCUGGGACAGGAAAAGCUGUACAGCAUGUUGAAGGACGUUUUGAAGGACAGGUCCGGUGUCGAAAUCGUAAAGUUGUACAAAUCUGGAGGUGUUGUUAACAGAAACAGCAAGUACAGGUCUCGAACAAGGGUCUUGAAAACCAAGGAAUAUUUUUAUGGGCCAGCUAAUGAUCUUUCACCCCACGCAUCCGUCUCCAACUUCAGUGAUCUGCAAGUCUUUAGAAUAGGGGGAGGACCUCAGGCUCCGAGGUCGGCACUACCCAUCGGUGCAGAACCAACUGCAGAUCCAACGCGUGUUGUACCUGUGUCCAUUAGUAGGGAUCUCAUGCAUGCAGUUUUAGCUGUUUCAUAUGCUAAGGAUCCCGAGCAUCUACUGGGAAGUAAUAUUGCUGGGUUUAUUUACGUCACCGAUGUAGAUAUCCCGAGGAGAAAAAUAACCUUCGUUGCACCUUGUCCUGGGCCACUUCCAAGUAAUUUGUUGCUCGCGGGUUCACUAGCAUGGGUUGAAUGAGUUAAGAGAACAUUCUUAUUCAGAGCUGAAUCUGCUGAUUCUUGGAACAAGUUCGACACGAAGUACUUAUCGUUCACGUAUCAUGUUUAUUGAUCAUAUCACCUGGUUUUGUAAUUUGACGCUGUUCUCAAACCAGGAGAUUUGACGGAUUCAAGCACACAUUUGAGCUGAAGGGUCUCGCCUUGAGGCUCAAAUUUUUGAAGGUUUAGGACAGAGCACUAAGGUUUUACCUUUGAGCCCAUAUCGAAGCUAUUGGCUGGAAGAUUCAGUCAUUCUUGUAAAUUGUGCCACUGUGGAGUGGCGUAGUUUCUUUUGUUGGAAUGUUCUCUGCAUUGUCAAUCGUACAUGUCAUCAGUUGAGAGACAUUCCAGGCUCUUUGAUUCUCUUAGCGGGGGAACAACUCUUCUGAAACUUGUGCAAAGUCUUAAAGCUUCAACCUAUAAAGAGAUGCACAAAUUUCCAUCCA
Molecule: messenger RNA, 2099 nt
Organism: Marchantia polymorpha subsp. ruderalis
Lineage: Eukaryota; Viridiplantae; Streptophyta; Marchantiopsida; Marchantiales; Marchantiaceae
Source: the annotation of a GenBank genome assembly